Messenger RNA from Aspergillus fumigatus Af293, 732 nucleotides. The record is from RefSeq and is a predicted model, not a curated record. Lineage: Eukaryota; Fungi; Ascomycota; Eurotiomycetes; Eurotiales; Aspergillaceae.
AUGCCAGAGCAGCCAAUCUCCAGCAGACUCAGCCUUGCGCAAGCUGUCGUCAGUGCCAAUAGCCGCUCGAAGGCCAUCAGCCUAGGAAUAGAAACCGGCAAAACCGCCGAGCAAGAAGGCUGGGGUGAAGGCCAUCCCGUGAUCAAAGUCUUAGGGCGAGAAAUCAAGGUUCUAAAACGGUGGGGUUAUAAUCCCCAAGAAGGCAAACCAACGGAAGAACCAAGCCCAGAGCAAGCUGUUGGGAACGCUGCUGCCCUUUCUGCCGACAUCUUGGGCAAGGAGGGUUCAGAUGGUUCAGAGACAUCGCCCCCUCUUUGGGGCGUGGAUCUUGAAGCCCUAAGAAGUGCUCAGGGCAGUGGUCCGAGCCCUGCUACGAAAGGCAGCACAAGUCUUCCAAUCUUCACGCCGAAUUCUGCAAAAUCAUAUCUCUACAGAUCUUUUACUGAGGCGGCUACAGAGACUACAGAGACUGACAUUGGCUCCAGUAAGACGAAACGCAGGUCGGCAAAGCAAUUGGAAGUCGAGAAAGAAACUUGCUUGGGUUUCUUGUUGCAAGCCGUCGACCUGGUCUGCCAGUCCUGGGCCAGCACUCUAAGCAAAGAGGAGCUGGAUAGACGUGCUUGGGCCUGGUAUCUUCGCGUGAGACCGGAUGUUCGGAGUGGGCCAGGAGGUUGGGGUGAAAAAGGGCAAGUGAAAUUGUCAGAUAUAUUGGCGCUCCGAAGAAAUUCUUGA